GCGUUCAUCCGACUAGGUUACAAGUACCAGAUGAAUGAUCUACGCCGCCGCGGUCUUGGUUGUCUGAAAGCCCAUCUCGAGCCGAGGACCGAACCUUGGUUUUUCGACUGUGUUCUAGCUCCUCGGCUCAAACCUGCAUACGCACCCUGUAUAGUGAACGUUGCGCGUCUCACCGGGGAGCUGUCUCUUCUCCCCUACACGAUGAUGCUAUGCUCGAAAUCCGUCAAUCCCGAUUACACAGGUGCAUACACGUACAGUGACGGCAAAGUAGAGGAGAUCAAUGCAGGAGACAGGAUUCUUUGUCUUCAAGCGACGCCGAAGCUUGUGCUCACCACGAUGUCCGCCGUGGCCGCGGUGGUCCUGCCC
This is a messenger RNA of Epithele typhae, 366 nucleotides long. RefSeq lists its product as uncharacterized. The transcript has a single exon. The record is from RefSeq and is a predicted model, not a curated record. Lineage: Eukaryota; Fungi; Basidiomycota; Agaricomycetes; Polyporales; Epitheliaceae. The annotation marks the transcript as partial.